AUGUUCUACUCGCAGCGCCUGCUGUCGAGAAAAGGGCCGUUGGGCGGCAUUUGGGUUGCCGCCUACUCGUUCAAAAAGCUCAAGAGGUCGCAGGUCAACCAGACCGACAUCUCCUCCUCCAUCGAUGAAAUUUUGCAGGAUGAAUGGGAUGCUGUUGCGUACAGGGUACUGGCCUACCUUCUUCUUGGCGUCGUUCGAAUAUUCUCAAAGAAAGUUGAAUAUCUGUAUGAUGACUGCAGUGAAGUGCUGGUUAAAAUCAACAAAUUUGUAGUCAGCACAAAAAAGAAUGCAGGCGCAGAUAAGCUGCGUGCACCUUAUUACGCUGUUACGCUACCUGAUAGGUUUGAACUUGAUGCUUUCGAUCUGGGGAUCCUUGAAAUUGAAGAUGUCAGUGGAGGCAAUGUGGUGGCUGAUGAAGAAAUCACAUUGAAAGAUAGUGCGCAGGGGAAUGGAAGAGGACAAUUUUAUUCAGAAAUGCAUGAUUACGAGGAAUUUGGUGCCUGUGACACCCCAGUCAAAGAUGUACUUUCGUCUCACUGGUUGGGUUUUGACACUGAGCUAAGAGCAUCGAGUAGUGGAACCAAGUCAGCGGCAGUUGUGGCGAAGUUUCAAGAGAAAGUGUUCUAUCAAGAAGAAUGCGCUGAUCUAGAAACAACUUUUAGAGUUGAGGACGAACCUCCAAGACAAGUUAAACCAUCUGGUGAAGGUCAAGAAACUAAUGUAGCACUUUCUGAAGUUGCUAUUCGAGGACAAGCAAACCCGGGGGAAAAGCUUCAAGACCUUAGGUUGUCUCCCGAAGGUUUGAACCUUGAGACAUUCGAUGGGACUGAGAGAGAACCUUCCCACCAUGUUAUUAAAUCAUCCAGUGAAGGUCAUCAAAUUGAUCGGGAGGAGAUUAUGGAACCAGAGUUGGUACAACCAGAAAGUCAGACAUGUCCAAAUAUAGUACAAGACCAUAAUCUAAUCACCGUAGAAGCUGGCAUGGAAAAGUUGCAGAGUUGUACAGUUUCUCAAGAAGAGUACAUGGACAUUGAUACAUUUAAUGAGGCGAAGCAACCUCGAGAACUUGUUUGUUCAUCUGGUCAAGCAAAUCAUAACGAUGGAGAGCCAAAAAAAUUACCCGAGAUGAUUUCACCGGAUAGUAAAGAACGUCAAAUUAUCAUGCAAGAAGAUCGAGAUCCUCUCUCUGUUUCAUGUGAUGGAACUCCUGGUGUCAAAAUCCCCGAUGCAGGUACAACAUUGUCAAUUCCUUAG
Messenger RNA from Malus domestica (apple), 1254 nucleotides. Its product is annotated as sister chromatid cohesion 1 protein 2-like. NCBI's taxonomy places the organism in Eukaryota, Viridiplantae, Streptophyta, Magnoliopsida, Rosales, Rosaceae. Gene Ontology annotation, molecular function: protein binding; chromatin binding. Gene Ontology annotation, cellular component: cohesin complex. The record is from RefSeq and is a predicted model, not a curated record. Gene Ontology annotation, biological process: sister chromatid cohesion; replication-born double-strand break repair via sister chromatid exchange.